UCCGUUCCGUUGGAAGCCAUAUUUACAAAUGGAGGACGAUUUAACGUCUCAUCAAAAUAUGGGAAAGAAUGACGACUAUUUCCUAGAGAUUCUGUUUACACAAUUGUUCAAGAUUCGUGGCAUUAAGUGAAGUUUUUUCAGAAUGUAGUUACUUUUUUUUACCAAUCUUUAAAUAAUUCUCAAAAAGAAUUAUGUGUUAAGUGGUUGAGCUUUACAGAAUGGUAAAAGAAGGGGAAACAGAAGGACUUGCAAAUCUGACUUAUGCAAAGUGGAUUUUGGAAGCCAUUGAAAAAAUUAAACAUCAAAAACAGCAGCCAAAUCUUCAGCGGAUUGUUCAUGCUGUUCAACAGUACCACAGUGUUAGUAGGGAGUCUAUAGAAGAGCAGCUUCAAUUGGCUACGAAAGAUGGUUUGAUUGUUAGAACUUUUAGUAAAAAAGAUUGGUCAUAUAGAGAUCCAUCCAAGAUGCCUCACACCAAAAGAAGGACGUUGAAAAUUGACAAGAAAACCGACUUGACAAAAUUUCUUGUUAAGGCUGUGAUAGAUCUAGGAGAAGAUGGAAGCUCUCUUAAGAAGAUUAAAAAUCACCUGAAUGCUAUAUAUAGCAUUGAAUGUCAGAAUGGUGUUGACUUGACACUUCUUCUAAAAAAUUGUCUCAAAACUGCAAUGGACAAUAAGUAUUUGACAAAAGAAGGGAGGAGUGUAAAGUUAGGAGAAAAAGCAUCAGACAUUGAUAUAGCUGGGAGUUCUAGUAACUCGGCAUCAUUUGAUGAAGACUCUACCAGUGACAUGUCAUUCUCAAUUGAACAAAACAUGAAAUGUGCCAAGCCUGUCCUAAUCUGUUGUUUUUGUCUUGGUGAUGAAAAUAAAAACCGCAGUGGGGAACCAGAAGACCUCAUAUCCUGUGCUGAUUGUGGUAACAGUGGUCACCCUACAUGUUUGAAAUUCUCACAAGAUCUGACAGAAGUUGUGAAGUCUUUGAGAUGGCAGUGUAUUGAAUGUAAAACCUGCUCUUUUUGUCAAAGAUCUGGCAGAGAGGAUAACAUGUUAUUUUGCGAUACCUGUGACAGAGGCUUCCAUAUGGAAUGUUGUGAUCCACCUCUAACUAAAGCCCCUAAAGGCAAAUGGAAGUGCAAUAUUUGUGACCCUAACCGGGGUAAUAAAAAAGGAAAGAAAUAUUUAGAGAUGGUGAACAGAUUGAAAGAAAAGUACAGAAACAAGGAAAAAAUCAAGUUAAAAAGACCGGCUAAGAAGUUUUUUUCACAGAAGAAACAUGAUUUGAUAAAAUGUCCAACACCAGGUUGUGAUAGUACAGGGAAUGUAAAUGGAAAAUCAAAUGUUCAUCGGUCGAGGUUGUUUUGUCCUUUAGUCACACCCGAACAGAGGAAAAGAUAUAAACUUGAAAAGAAAUAUACUGACAACAAUGGACAAUAUGAUUCUGAUUCAGAGUUUGAGGAUAGGGGUAAUUCAAAAAAAGAGAUAAAGAAACCUUAUGAUUACUCCAGUGAUUCAGGGAGUGAAAAUGGAGAAGUUGGGAACACCUUUGACCCAUUUUUUGCCAUUAGCAAACCUAAAGGUCUUGUUGAUGGUUUAACACAAUUUUUUACUCCAUCAAACAAGCGUACAUCCCGUGUUUCAUUAAAUGCUGCAUGUGCAGACUUUCCUUCCAUUCCAGUCAAAAACAAGCAUUCAAAAUCCCAGCAAGCUGCUAGUCGGCUGCUGAAAAGAUCUAAACUUGUGCAAGCCAACAAACAUUGUAUUAAGAAAAAUAAGUUUGGUAAUGCCAUCACUAAUCGCUUCCCAAAAACAUUCACAAGAAAAUCAAACUUUAAUCCUCAAUUCCAUAGUUCUAUAUUGGAAAGUAGGGAUAGUUCAUCUGACAGGGAGAGUUUAAAUGACGAUUCCAUUGACUUUACAACCAUUGUGAAAAGAGGGCGUGGAAGGUCAUUUACAAGAGGCAGAGGAAGGGGAAGAGGACGAGGUAGAGGAUUUGGAACGCUUCUAAGUGGAACAACAAUAUUUGGAAGAGGAAGAGGAUUUGGACGUCCUCCUGGACCAGGACGUGGUAGAGGGUUUGGUCGUCCAGGAAGACCGUUUGGUAGAGGUAGACCAUUUGGUAGAGGUAGACCAUUCAGUAGAGGUAGACCGUUCAGUAGAGGUAGACCAUUUGGUAGAGGUAGACCAUUCAGCAGUGGCAUUAAUAGGAAAGCAUUCUUGGAUGAUUCAGAUGACUUUACCAUGUUAAAAAGAAUAUCUCAACUUGACAAACCCUCACCUGGUAGGGGACGAGGUCGUGGACGGGGACGAGGUCGUGGUAGUUCUUCUGUUGCCAGCAAUGAGCAUUGCCACGAAAGUCCUCCACAAAAACCACCAAGAGAGCUUCCACCAAAUGUUACAGAUACUGACAAGGAUUUGUUUAAGCAGGCACAGGAAAAGGCUCAGGAAGUUUUGAAGCAGUUCACUUUUGAUUUGCAGGAUGCAUCUAAAAACUGUAGUCCAAUGUUGGAGGAGUGUUCCCCUACACCCUCUCAGUCCAGAUUUCCACCAUGCAUAGAAUUUGGAAAAUAUGAAAUUCAAACCUGGUAUUCCUCACCCUACCCCCAGGAAUAUGCUAGAUUACCAAAGUUGUACAUAUGUGAAUUUUGUCUUAGAUUUGUUAAAAGCAGGAAAAUGUUAGCCAGACAUAUGGAAAAAUGUGGACUGAAUCAUCCACCAGCAAAUGAAAUUUACAGGAAAAAUGAAUUAUCAGUGUUUGAAGUGGAUGGAAACUCCAGUAAAAUUUAUUGUCAAAACUUGUGCCUUCUUGCUAAAUUAUUCUUAGAUCACAAAACUUUAUAUUAUGAUGUUGAACCAUUCUUAUUUUAUGUGGUGACCACAAAUGAUGAGUUUGGAUGUCAUCUUAUUGGAUACUUCUCUAAGGAAAAACACUGUCAGCAGAAAUACAAUGUAUCAUGUAUAAUGACAAUGCCCCAAUACCAAAGGAAAGGAUAUGGCAGAUUCCUUAUCGAUUUCAGUUAUUUGUUGUCCAGAAUAGAAGGCCAAGCAGGGUCACCUGAAAAGCCAUUAUCAGAUCUGGGGAAAGUGUCAUAUCUAGCCUACUGGAAAAGUGUCAUCAUAGAAUACUUACAUAAAUACCAGGAUGCUAGAGUAUCAAUCAAAGCCAUUGCCAGAGAAAGUGGUAUGAGUGCACAAGAUGUAGCAAUAACUUUACACGAUUUGAAGAUGUUGGUUCCACAAGAUGGAAAGGUUGUUCUUGCUUUGAACAAGGAAUUGAUAGAUAAUUAUAUGGCAAAACUUGAAUCAAAGAAGCAUCUUAGAGUAGAACCAGACCAAGAAUGUCUUAGAUGGACACCUCUGAUAUCAAACUAUAACAUAUCAGAAGAAGAAAAGAAAGCUGAAAAAGAGUUAUCUGAAAUGAGUGAUAUGGUGGACAGUAUAGCUGAGGAUAGAGAAUGGAUAGAGACUGUCAGUCCUACUGUAUCACCACAUAAGUUGGAAAGGUCACUCUCAACGUCACUUAGUCCAAGACGACUAGAUUUGAAAUCUCCCAUGGAGGAGAAAAGUCCAGUUAAAAUACCUCCCAAAGAAGAAGACAUGGAACUAUCAUCUUCAUCUAGUAGUGAAGAAGAGAGUGACCAUAAUGACAUAAAGAUAAAUCCACCAGUCAUAAAACUUGGUCCUCCACCAAAAAGAAGGCCUGGUCGACCUAGAAAAAGGAAAGUAGAAUCAGAAGAAGAUGAAAUAGAUGUUAAAAAGAUGAGACAAGAUGAUGAAGAAUCUGACAAUGAAGAAAAAAUAGAUGAUAAAGAAAAUCUUGAAAAUUUUGUUGAGAGUAAAAGUUCUAGUCAACAGUCCACUGAUGAACCAACAAAGAGAAAACGAGGUUGGCCAAAAGGGGUACCAAGAGGUUCUCCUUUUGCAAGGAAAACUGGACCUAAAGGUAGACCUAAGACUCAACGCAAGGAUUUCAUGGAGGCAAGUGUAGCAAAAGUAAAGGAAGAUAAAUGUGAUAAACCGAAGAAAGAGUUCAAUGAUGAUUCCGAUAACGAGUCCAUUGAAACAAAAAGAAGUGAAAACUUUGAUUCUAUGGCAGAAACAAAAGAGAAAGAUGUGAAAAGUGAGGAGGAUCUCUGUGUAAAUAAUUUUAAUAAUAGUGCUAAAUUAUUAACUGACAAAAUCAGUGAAACUGAGGCUGCUACUAAAAAUGUUGAAUUAGAAAUGGAAGAAAGUAAAGAUUCUUCUAAAUGUGAAGACAUAGUAGAGGAGGACAAAGGUAGUGAUAUUGGGGAAUGUGACAGUGCUAAUGUAAGUCGUGAGGCUGAGGAUGCUGUGCAGGCAUUACAAGUGGCUGAACAGGGGGAUAGUGAGGAGGGGAAAAGCAAUAGUCCAGAUAGUUGUGAACAGGAACGUCAACAUUUAACACCAGAGUUAUCUGUAUCUGGUCCAAGUCCAGCCUCACAACCAUGUGUCACAGAUUGCAUAUCUGAUACAAACAGUGAUGUCCCAGCACCAUUAACGCCUCAAGUGCCAACACCACCUCCUUCACAGGAAAAUCUGUCUCCGAAUAUAAAAUCUGUGUCAAAUACAGACUCGCCAACUAAAACAUCACCUUCUAAAAGUGACAGUAUGAAAGAAAGUGAUAACAAUGAUAAGUCUAAGUUACAGAAUGAUGAAGAGGAAGAUAGUACAUCUGAUGAUGACAUUCCAAGUGAUGAUAAUUAUCAUGAUGACUUUAAUGACUCUCCUCCUGGUGCUCCGGCACCUGUUACAUCACUACUAUCGCCACCACCACAGCCAGUAGUGGUGCAGCAAUCACCUAUUCAGAUGUCACCAGUACAGCAAUCCCCUGUUCAUCAAUCACCAAUUCAGGCAUCAUCUGUACAGCAAUCUCCCGUUCAACAAUCACCUAUCCAGCAUUCACCUUUACAGCCAUCCCCCAUACAACAUUCACCUAUUCAGCAAUCACCAAUGCAACCGUCACCAAUGAAACAUUCACCUGUUGUUCAAAAACAACCCGGCAGUGCUAAAUCUUUCCAUGAAACAUUUGCUGAGGACCUUCCUAGUAACUUUGACCAAUUAAGUAAUAGUUCGACUAGCAAUUUACAAAGUGAUUCCUUGCCACAACAGCAGGAAAAGUUUAAAACACGACCACCUCAGAAUCAAAAUAGUUGCAGUAAUUUUCCUUCUCAAGUAUUUCCGCAGAAUUCAUCUAUGGGUCAAAUGACCAAUACAAACAUAGGAAGCACAGGAUUUGGAAAUGAAAUGGACGUUUCACAACUUCAAGCAUUGGAAUCCCCUGCUUCCAUAGGUAGUAAUGAAAUGCCAAAUUCUAACAAUUCUGCAGAAAAUGCACCACCAUCUAUUCUUAGUUUUAUGGACUGUGCUGAAGCUCAAUCACACAGAACAUAUAGUAAUGCAUGUAUAAAUAAUCACAAUAGUGGACGUUACAUGGACAUGGUAUCUUCAUCAUAUCCAGUUAGUAGUUGUGGUUCAUUCAUAUCUCCUGUACCUAGUGGUGCAAACAUUGUACAGAACUUUUGUCCUCCUCCUGUUAGUACUUAUGCCCUUCAGCAGCAGCAGCAGCAGCAGCAACAAAAUUCAACACACAGACUUUCACAUAGUAAUUCACAGUGUCGUGUUCAACAGCCACCAUCUGUCAGUAGACAGAACAGUGGCCCUGGACCAUAUCCACCUCAGAACAUUAGUUGUGAUCUAGCAAAACUGCAGCAAUUAACAAAUGGAAUUCCAGAUCUCAUGCCAAACAAUACCAUGACUCCUCCCCCAAAUCUUACACCACCUCCUACUCAUAACAUGACUCCACCUCCUAUGAUGCGAGGCAUGACUACACCUCCCGUUCCAAACCAGCAAAAUUCAUCAGGGCUUGUUGGACCAUAUAAACAAUAUCAACAACAACCAACACAAAGGCAGCGUUCAUCUUCUGUGCGGAAGAGUCCAAAUGUGACAGUUAAUCCUAAUAUGACAUUUACACCUAAUGUGACAAUUCGUCCAGGAUCUAAUAUGAUCACGGGUUAUAAUAAUUUAUUGGACAGUUAUCGUAUGAGGCAGCCAAUGAUAAACCCAGGGUAUAUAAAUCAUGGGUUUCCACUUAAUCAGUUGGGUCAGACUCCUCAGUUACCAAUGCAAAUGUUAAAUAUGAAUAUGAACAUGAACAUGAAUAUGAACCCAGCACAACAACAUUUUCCUCAACACAUGCAACCUUCUCAGUCGAACAAUAUGUACGCAUACAGUUACAUUAAUGGUAGCCUACCCCCAUCUCUGAACAAUAUGAAUGGGAUGAUGAGGCGGUAAUGUUGUACAACUUAAAUUAUUUGAUUUUUAAUAUUUGUGUAUAAUUUGUUAAAUUUCGAGGACCACGGUGAUGUGUUUCAAGUUAUGCAUUCAUUGUACAUAGAUAAUCACAACUUGUUCAGGUCAGGUUAUAAUGUGAUCUGUGUGAGAGAAGGUACAAGUUGUAUGCAAGUUAUAUUUAUUUAUUAAGUUGUAUAUUAUAUUUGUGUCUUUUUUUAUGUGAAAGAACAAAAUUUUCCCUAGAUGGGAAUUUGGCAAAGAACAGUAUUAGUAUGUGUUAUUCUUUAUUUCUUAUCUGACAUUCUACUAAUACACAUUUUGAAAGCCUUUGCAUCUGAUAUACUUUCAUACAUUUAUGAAUUUUUAAUUUUAAUUUUUAUCAGUACUUAAGAAAUGGAUUAGUUCAAGUCACUAAAAUCACUCUGCAUUUAAGUUAAAACAGAUAUGACUUUAGAUGUAAUUAAUACAAACUGCAUGAAAAGUAUGGUUUUUGUCCAUAUCGAUAUUUAUAAGACAGCUUUAUUAAAGAUUUUUAAGGAUUUUCAUAUAAUAAUUACUUUUGUUAUUAAUGCUUCAUAAACUGCUUUGUUAAUAACAAAGUGCAUAUAUUUUUGACACUCCCCUCUGUAUCGGGGGCUUCCAGUAAGAAUUAAGCAAAGAAGUGGGUUGGUUGAUGUGUGGCAUUUAAAACUAAGGUUUUUUCGUCAUCAGAUUUUUUGUACUAUUAUUAUUAUUAUUUUUUUAACACACAAAAUUUAUAGCCAGAAGAAAAUUAAAAUGGAUGUUACACUGUAUCUCCUCCUGUUUAACUAUUUUUCUUUGAGAUUUCAUAUUAAAGUAAGUGAUGGUGCCAUCUUUGUUUGUGGUUAUUGGCUAUUUUGAUUUAAACAUAACUUCUCAUUUCUACCCUAGGGAGAUAGACUUUGUAAACAACCUACAGAUUUAAUAAACAACUUCAUAUUACUUAAAAAUAAGAUUGAAGAAAAUCAUGCAUAUGCCCUUCUAGGUGUGUGUUAUGCUUACAUGUUACAGCAAUAACCGAAAUUGUCAAGUUGUCCAAGCACCAUAUUUUUUAGCAUGAUAUGAAUUUCUCAUUCAGAGAUGUAUUAUUUUUUUUUAAUUGGUAAAAGAUAGUAAAAAUGGAUACAACAAUCUAUGAGGGGGUCUUUGCAUUAAAAAAUUAUUAUGGUUAUCACUGUAUUACUGAUGAGACUAGACAACAUUUUGAAAUAUUUAAAAAAUCUGAAAAGGUAUAAGAUGUGUUUGAAGAGAUAAAAGUACACUCAUGUUUUGCAGAUGGUCAGAUUAUGAAACACAUACCAUUGACAAACAUAGUACUAUAAGUUCAAUAUAACAAAAGAUGUCCAAGGUCUCAUCUGAAAGCCUAUUAUUUCAGUAUUUAUGUUUAUAGAUCAGCUGAUAUAUUUGAAAUAAACAAAAAUACCUCUGACUAUUUUAUUAUAAUAGUUUCUUUUGUUGUCAUUUGUGAAAUGAUUGGUUUGUUCCAGUCGUGAGGAGAUUAAGUUGGAAGUGUUAUUUCUUGCGAGACACUAGAUGAUUGUUUAGCGUCAGUCCUUGGAGACACUAGAUUAUUGUUUAGCUUCAGUCCUUGGAAGAGAUAAUUGUGAAGUACUUACAUUUGUUGGGCACAAGUUUCGUUUUUUUUUUUAUUCAUUUAAAUCCCAAAUUGGAAUACUCAAAUGAAUGGAAAUAUUCUAUAGACAUGAAAGUCUGACACCACAUGAAUUUGGCUCUCCAGUCUACACAAAUUCAAAUAUAAAAUACCUCACAAUUGGAAGUUUUGUGAAAUUAAUUGAGAAAGUGUCAUUAACUAUUUUGAACCUCUGAAAAGUAUGACAGAAGGAGUUACCUGAUAAAAUGAAAAUUAUUUGUACAACAUUGUCUGUCUGAAGACUUGUUUUGUCAUUGUUACAAAUAAUUUUCCCAUGCCACACUUUUAGGAAAAUAUACUGGUAGCCUAAAAUAAUAUGCAAGUUAUUAUCUCCCUUCAAAUAGUUACUACACUCCCUUAAAAGUAUAAAAAAAGAAAUAGAAGAUGUUAUAUUUUCAUCUUUUCUCUGGUCUAACACUUAAUUUAAUGGGAGGCAUAUUCCCGGUGUAACUUCAGGUUUACAAAUGUGCCUUAUCAAUUGACAUCUUCUAUUGUGGCAUUUUACGAUACUGUUGUUUUUCUUUUAUUUCUACAGUAAAUAAAGUUUAUUAUAUUAAAUGAUGUGUUACAGAUAAAAAAUACGUUCAACAAACAUUCUUUUAUAUGUGGAUUAAUUUUUAAUCUUCAUUUCUAGCUAUCUCUUAUGUUGUACAUGGAUUGAGGAGUGUGUCAAGUGACUGUUGUGAUGCAAUGUGAUAUUUAACUUGUAUGUGUGAGAGAGAGAUGUUUAGUCACAAAACUGUUACCAUGUUAUAUUUUUGUUAGAUUGUAAAUAGUAUCACGUGGACUGUGCAUUUAAAAAAAUAAAUUAUGAUUUUUCUCCUCAGA
Molecule: messenger RNA, 8808 nt
Organism: Mytilus californianus (California mussel)
Lineage: Eukaryota; Metazoa; Mollusca; Bivalvia; Mytilida; Mytilidae
Product: histone acetyltransferase KAT6B-like
Exons: 20
Coding region: 219-6308 (2029 amino acids)
Biological process (GO): nucleosome assembly; regulation of DNA-templated transcription
Cellular component (GO): nucleus; nucleosome
Molecular function (GO): histone acetyltransferase activity; zinc ion binding; DNA binding
Source: RefSeq, a predicted model, not a curated record